Molecule: messenger RNA, 1446 nt
Organism: Osmerus eperlanus (European smelt)
Lineage: Eukaryota; Metazoa; Chordata; Actinopteri; Osmeriformes; Osmeridae
Gene: pjvk
Product: pejvakin
Exons: 6
Coding region: 114-1226 (370 amino acids)
Biological process (GO): programmed cell death
Cellular component (GO): cytoplasm
Source: RefSeq, a predicted model, not a curated record
UAGCUGCAAACUCAACUAUACCAAAUUCAACACCAAAUACUUAACAACAAGCCAAAGUAUUUGAGCUUGUCAUGCUUUCCUAGCAGCAAGACCCCAUUUUUGCGGAUACUAGAAUGUUUGCAGCGGCAACGAAGAACUUUGUGAAGCAGGUCGGGGACACAGGGCGUCUGAUCCCCGUGCCAAGCUUGAGUGAAGCUGACCGCUACCAGCCCCUUAGCCUGGUCACGAGAAAGAGGAAGAGGCAUUUCUGGAAGAAAACAAAAUAUGCCUCAACCCCAUUCUCACUAAAAGACAUCCUGGUGGGUGAGAAAGAGAUCACAGCAGGUGUGUCAUCCUACCAACUCCUCAACUAUGAGGACAAGUCAGACGUGUCCCUAAACGGCAGACUUGGGAACCACCUUAUGAAUGAUGUGGGAUUCAACAUCAGUGGGUCGGACUCUGUGGCAGUCAAAGCCUCCUUUGGGAUCGUCACCAAGCACGAGGUGGAGGUGCCAACUCUACUCAGGGAACUCACCUCCAGGAAGGUGGAUCUGGAUCACUGCCUCGUUCGUCAGUCCAAGGAAAGUGGGCGGAGUGUUCUCUGUGUUGUCAUGGAAAGUAUACGCACCACACGCCAGUGUUCUCUCACCGUCCAUGCAGGCAUGCGAGGGACUACUAUGAGGUUUCAGAUCGACGAUGGUCGGAACCCCAAAGGGCGAGACAAGGCCAUAGUUAUCCCAGCUCACACCACCAUAGCAUUCAGCAUAUUUGAGCUUUAUGUUCGAAUCGAUGGCCGACUAGACAUAUGUGUGGCCCCGGAUUCACUGGGUGGAUUUGAAAAGGAGCAGAUCAGAGAACAGCUGGGAGGCUUCAUUGGUCGCUUCUCUAUGGGACGCCUACGAAGGUUCUUAUCCGGAAUCGUCUACGGCAACCCCUUCAGAGCAGACGACCGGACAUUCGAGGAGCUCACCCAAUCAGACACCUACAUGGAUGACGUGGUGACUGACUACUAUGAGAAAGCAGCCAGCAUGACAGACCUGUCUACUACCUACCUGAGGGAGGGCUCGCACACCCGUGUCAACCUCCUCAACCAUAACAUCCCGAAAGGUCCAUGCUCUCUCUGCGGCAUGGGACACCAGCGGAGGGAGACGGUCUACGGCUGUCUGGAGUGCUCCACCGGCGGGCAGAAGUACGUCCGGCUCCACGUGGUGCCCUGCUUUGACCUGUGGCACAAAACGCUGAGGUGAAGAGGUCUGGGAAGAUCCUUCAGUUAUCUCCCUAGUCUCUAUCCUUCAUCCACCUUGCGGCAGAGAUGGACAUCUGCCCAAGGUUUAGGGACCACAGUCCCUUGGGAUCCUGUCAGAUUGACUGAACACUUGUGUUUAGCAUCAGAAGCUUACUUCUGCUGGCUUUAGACUGUCUUUUGGGGGCAGAUUUGGGGAAUUUGUUACAUUUUUGUGAUAUGAA